UGUCUGCGAUUCUGUGAGACUUGCCAGGUGGCGUGGUGUGGGUGCCGGCAGGGAAGUGGGAGCAGCAGUAGCAACAGCAGCCACUACAGCAACGACGAGACCACCGCCAUGAAUGGAUCUGUAGGGGAGCGUGUUGCCAUUCUGGAUGCUGGGGCUCAAUAUGGCAAAGUCAUUGAUAGAAGAGUACGAGAACUAAAUGUGGAAAGUGACAUAUUACCACUUGAUACACCAGCAUACACACUCAAGGAGAAGGGUUAUAGAGCAAUUAUAAUUUCUGGAGGACCAAGUUCAGUUUAUGCAGAAGAUGCACCUCGUUACGAUUCGGAUAUUUUCAAGAUAAAUGUCCCUGUUUUAGGAAUAUGUUAUGGCAUGCAUCUUUUAAAUAAGGAGUUUGGUGGUACAGUUCUAAGAAAAGCUGCUAGGGAGGAUGGCCAGUACACCAUAGAAGUAGAUAACUUUUGUCAUAUAUUUAAAUAUAUGGGUGUUAAGCAGGAUGUGUUGUUAACUCAUGGUGAUAGUAUAGACAAAGUAGCUGAUGGCUUUAAAGUAGUUGGAACUUCAGGCAACAUAAUUGCAGCUAUUGCAAAUGAUAAACAGAGACUCUAUGGUGUCCAGUUUCACCCUGAGGUGGACUUGACAGAGCAGGGGACUACAAUGAUGAGAAACUUUUUAUAUGAAAUUAGUGGCCUCUCGGGAACCUUCACACUCCAGAGCCGUGAACUACAAUGUAUAAAUUACAUUAAGGAACAAGUAGGCUCCAAUAAAGUUCUGAUGUUAGUGAGUGGGGGUGUUGAUUCAACUGUUUGUGCAGCUCUUCUUCAUAAAGCUUUGUCAGAAGAACAAGUAAUAGCUGUUCACAUAGAUAAUGGUUUCAUGAGAAAAAAUGAAUCCCUACAAGUGGAGCAGUCACUCAGGAAACUUGGCCUUAAACUUAGGGUUAUAAAUGCGAGACAUCAAUUCUACGAUGGUGUGACAAGUAUACCUGUUGACAGUAGUGAUCCAAUGGGAAGAAAGCGUGUCACCAACCUACUAUGCAUGACUUUGAGUCCUGAGGAAAAGCGCAAAAUCAUAGGAGAUACAUUUAUUAAGGUUGCUAAUGAAGUAAUAUCCGAAAUGAACUUGAGAGCCGAUGAUGUGAUGUUAGGCCAGGGCACUUUAAGACCUGACCUUAUCGAAUCGGCCUCCUCUCUUGUUUCCGGCAAUGCACAGAAUAUAAAAACUCAUCAUAAUGACACAGAUCUUGUAAGGGUUCUCAGGGCACAAGGAAAGGUUGUAGAACCGCUCAAAGACUUUCAUAAAGAUGAGGUUCGACAAAUUGGUAGAGAUCUAGGGUUACUAGAGGAAUUUGUUCAGCGGCAUCCGUUUCCUGGGCCUGGAUUGGCAAUCAGAGUUUUAUGUGCAGAAGAACCUUUCAUGGAAAGAGACUUUUCAGAAAGUCAAGUUAUUUUAAAAGUCAUAGUGGAUUAUGCCAGUAGUGUACAAAAGAAGCAUGCCUUACUGAGUCGUAUAGAAAACUGCACCAGUGAAGAGGAGCGCCAGGAACUUCAUAGGAUCUCGUUAAGCCAAACACUCUUUGCCACACUGCUGCCCAUCAAGUCUGUUGGUGUGCAGGGAGACUGUCGUACUUACAGCUAUGUUGUUGGGUUAUCUUGUGACUCUGAUCCUGUAUGGGAAGACUUGAUUCUGUUAGCGAGGAUAAUCCCAAAAAUUUGUCAUAACGUCAAUAGAAUUUGUUUUAUUUUUGGUGGAGCAGUAAAAGACCCAGUCCACGAUGUGACGCCCACCACAUUAACAAAUGGUGUUUUGGCUACUUUGCGGCAGGCAGAUUUUCUAGCAAAUCAGGUACUAGCUGAAUCUGGUUUCAUGGAAAAGUUGUCACAGAUGCCUGUUGUUUUAAUCCCCAUACACUUUGAUCGGGAUACCGUAACCAGGUCACCCUCUUGUCAGCGUUCUGUUGUGCUGAGACCUUUCAUCACUCAUGAUUUCAUGACUGGCAUCCCUGCAUUGCCAGGGAAACACAUCACACCAGAGUUGGUUAAUAAGAUGGUUGCAGAAAUCCAUGCAGUGCCUGGAAUCAGCCGCAUCUUGUAUGAUCUGACUUCGAAACCCCCAGGAACAACUGAAUGGGAGUGACAAGUCGGAAGUUGCUGUCAGAAGCUUAUGGGUGGACUGCUUCAAGUGAGGGGAGACUAACCUGCUCAUUCACUAAAUCUUUUAAGUUGCCUUUGAAUGUUGAGCAAAGAAAAGAUUUUUGAGUGAAAGAAUGUGAGAUAAAGGUGAAUAUUGGAUGGUAGAUCAGAGUUAUAUUGUGUUGAGGUCUGGACAGAUAAAAUGUGAAUGGGACCAUAUGUUCAACUUACAUUAGUUAGGACUAAGAGGCGAUUUGAAAAUUCUUGACAUUUGAAUUCGCUGAAAAUCUAUGGUGACGUUUUCACUUAACAGCACAAAGACGUUCCAUUGUGUAUUUUUGGUCAGUGUUGCUUAAGAGAAUCAGCGGUUUUAUUGUAUUGCGAUCCAUG
Macrobrachium nipponense is the source of this 2519-nucleotide messenger RNA. RefSeq names its product GMP synthase [glutamine-hydrolyzing]-like (gene bur). Gene Ontology annotation, biological process: GMP biosynthetic process. Gene Ontology annotation, cellular component: cytosol. Gene Ontology annotation, molecular function: GMP synthase activity; GMP synthase (glutamine-hydrolyzing) activity; ATP binding. The record is from RefSeq and is a predicted model, not a curated record. Lineage: Eukaryota; Metazoa; Arthropoda; Malacostraca; Decapoda; Palaemonidae.